This is a messenger RNA of Corythoichthys intestinalis (scribbled pipefish), 5000 nucleotides long. It is a transcript of the gene sec24a, whose product is annotated as SEC24 homolog A, COPII coat complex component. The transcript is spliced from 25 exons. The record is from RefSeq and is a predicted model, not a curated record. Lineage: Eukaryota; Metazoa; Chordata; Actinopteri; Syngnathiformes; Syngnathidae. Gene Ontology annotation, cellular component: COPII vesicle coat; endoplasmic reticulum exit site. Gene Ontology annotation, molecular function: zinc ion binding; SNARE binding. Gene Ontology annotation, biological process: endoplasmic reticulum to Golgi vesicle-mediated transport; COPII-coated vesicle cargo loading; intracellular protein transport. Bases 528 to 3758 code for a protein of 1076 amino acids.
UCCACAGUGCGCAUGCCCGACAAUUUCUACGUUGAUCCUUCUUGGGUGAUCCCGAUUUCCGGUUUGGAGAUUCCUCUCGUCGAGGCCUAUGCUAACGGGAUUUCGCCGUAGUGUCACUUCCAACGGGGGCUUUUCGGCCCGCAACUAUGGCCGUGUGAUCCAAGCAGCCAGCAACUCGGUCACGGUUUCAAGACAAACCCGGCCCGUUGAGACAUUUACUGUCCGACCCGGAGGUUUCUACCUACCACAACCAGUUGCUUAAAAAAGAAGAAGAAGAAGAGGCUAAUCGCUCCUCAAGCUAACACCGCUCCGAAUCGGAACCCGGUGUCCGUUUACCAAGAUGUCAACGGCGGGCUUCAACGCUCAGAACGGGACGGGACAACCGUACGCUAACGAGGCAAGAUGAGGCCGGAUGACGAGUUAAAAACUGUCAAGGAGAAGUGAAAAUCAACAAGCGUGGCGCCAAUGCUGCAGGUCCUUCACAGAAUUCCCUUGGUGUCCAGCACCUCCCAGCAACCAAUUACGGCAUGACGCACCAACACAACUACAACCCAAUGCAGGGCAAGGCUCCAGCGCCCCCUGGUCCUGGACUCUAUCACUCUGGGCCAUACCAACACGCUCCCCCCGUGGGCUCUUACCAACCUGGCCCGCCACCUACGUCCUAUCCGGCUCCACCAGGCCAACCUCACCACACCAGACCUCCGCUGGGCGGACCUCUGCCGCACACCCCGCCACAGUCUGUCAGUCCUGUUCCCAAGCUGCCCGCCGCUCAGGGCACCCCUCCGCCACCUGUGGCAUCUUCUAGCGGCUACUACCCAAACCCCCAACAGCCAUGGCAGUACAACUCAGCUCCUCCGCCCAUAGGACCUCCAUCGUCCAUGAAUGCGCCACCCCUGGGCCCGGCAACUAACCACGUGAGCCAACCUGCACCUUACAGCUCGGCGGCACCGUCAGUGUCUUUUAACGCUGGACAGCCCCCAACAUCUUUACAAGGAUAUGGCCCGCCAGGUGCAGCUCCCCCACCCCUGAAUCCAGCAGCUUCACAACAAUACCACCCAAGCAGAGCUUCCUAUGGGACACCCCCCGUGGGCCCACCCCCCACUGUGAAACCCGGAGCACCCCCGAUGUCCAACGCCACAGUUUUGCCACCAAAGGCAGACGCUCAGUGCGGGGCUAGCAGCAAUCUGCCCCUCACUGAGCCCGAUAGCCAGGAAACGGAUGUUGAAUGUCCAGGUGCAGUUGGCACUAAUCAUGUGGACAACAAAGCAGCUGGGCCGCCCAAGCCUGGCCCUCCGGGUCACCACCUGGGCCACUACCCUUCCCUCCCGCCGGGGUACCAGCACCCCGCGGCUCCUCACGGCGGGCCUCCAACCUCGCACCAGGCCAUUCAGAACGCCACGCAGCCUUACACCCAAACACCUCGGCCGUACCAACAGCCACCUUCCGGUCCUGGCCCGGCCCAGCUGAGCCCAUCCAUGGCAGCCAUGAGCCUGCAGUCAAGCACCCCCGAGAGUCUGCGAGUGGUCAACCUGCUCCAGGAGCGCAAUCUGCUGCCCACGGGCCCUGUUGCGGCCCCCACACCCUGCCUGCCCCAAGACCUGCAAAAGAUGAACUGCAACCCAGAGGUGUUUCGCUGUACGCUGACCAGCAUCCCUCAAACCCAGUCUUUGCUCAAUAAAGCCAAGAUGCCACUAGGCCUGCUGCUGCACCCAUUCAAAGACUUAUCGCAACUUCCCGUGGUGACGUCCAGCACCAUAGUCAGGUGUCGUUCCUGCCGAACUUAUAUCAACCCAUUCGUGUCCUUCCUGGACCAGAGGAGGUGGAAGUGCAACCUGUGUUAUCGGGUCAAUGAUGUUCCAGAAGAGUUCAUGUAUAAUCCAGUAAGCCGAUCCUACGGUGAACCACACAAGAGACCAGAAGUGCAGAAUGCCACCAUUGAGUUCAUAGCGCCUUCAGAAUACAUGCUGAGGCCGCCGCAGCCUGCCGUGUAUCUCUUCGUCCUGGACGUAUCCCACAACGCGGUGGAAACGGGCUACCUGAAGGUGUUCUGUCAAUCGGUUCUGGACAACAUCAGCGCGCUACCCGGAGACGCGCGGACCAAGAUCGGCUUUAUCACUUUUGACAGCACCAUUCACUUCUACAACCUCCAAGAGGGACUCUCUCAGCCUCAGAUGCUUAUCGUUUCUGACAUAGAAGAUAUCUUCCUACCUACACCAGACAGCCUUCUAGUGAACCUCAAUGAAAGCAAAGAGCUGGUGCAGGAUCUUCUGAAGAGCUUGCCAACAUUAUUUGAGAAGACCAUGGAGACCCAGUCGGCGCUGGGCUCGGCCCUCCAGGCCGCUUUCAAGCUGCUCUCGCCCACCGGCGGGCGCUUGUCCGUCUUUCAGACGCAAUUACCCAACCUGGGUGUCGGGGCACUUCAGUCCAGGGAGGACCCCAACCAAAGAGCGUCUGCCAAGGACGUCCAGCACUUAUCACCGGCAACGGACUUCUACAAAAAGCUGGCGCUGGACUGCUCGGGCCAGCAAGUGGCCGUUGACCUGUUCCUGCUCAGCUCUCAGUACUGUGACUUGGCAUCACUUGGCUGCAUUUCACGGUACUCCGCGGGGGGCAUCUAUUACUUCCCGUCCUAUCACCAUCAACACAACCCAGCCCAAGUGGAGCGCUUCCAGAAGGACCUGAAACGAUACCUGACCAGGAAAAUCGGCUUUGAGGCAGUCAUGAGGAUACGCUGCACCAAAGGUCUGUCCAUUCACACGUUCCACGGCAACUUCUUCGUGCGCUCCACUGAUCUGCUGUCACUGCCUAACGUCAAUCCGGACGCCGGCUUUGCCGUGCAAAUGUCCAUCGAGGAAAACCUGGAUGACAUGCAGGUGGUCUCCUUCCAGGCGGCACUGUUAUACACCUCCAGCAAAGGAGAGAGGCGGAUCCGAGUGCACACGCUGUGCCUCCCAGUGGUCCACUCUUUGUCAGACAUCUUUGCCGGCGCCGAUGUCCAAGCCAUGACCGGCCUGCUGGCAUGCAUGGCCGUGGACCGUUCGGUGACAGCUAGCCUAAGCGAUGCCAGGGACGCCAUGACCAAUGCCGCCAUCGACUCCCUGUCGUCUUACCGCCAGUCUGUGCUGACCAUCCAGCAGCCCGGCCUGCUCGCGCCUGCCUGCCUCAGACUCUUCCCGCUCUACAUUCUUGCUUUGCUGAAGCAGAAAGCAUUCAGGACAGGAACCAGCACCAGGCUGGACGACCGCGUGGCUUCCAUGUGUCAGCUCAAAUACCAGCCGUUGGCUUACGCUAUGAUGAUGAUUCAUCCCGUGUUGUACCGUGUGGAUGACCUGACUGACGAGGGUGCUUUGAAUGUCAACGAGCGGACAGUUCCUCAGCCCAGAGUGCAGCAGCUGUCUGCGGAAAAGCUCUCCAAGGAUGGAGCCUUCCUUAUGGAUGCUGGAACGAUCAUGUAUCUGUGGAUUGGAUGCAACUGCAACCCCAACUUCCUCACUCAAGUCUUGGGUGUCCCCAACUUCGCCGCUGUGCCUGAAAACCUGUAUAUGCUGCCAGAAUUGGACACGGCCGAGUCGCAGAGAACCAGAGCGUUCGUGGGUUGGCUGAGGGAGCAGAGGCCUUUCUUUGCCUCGCUGCAAGUCUUCAGGGAGGACAGCCAGACGCGAGUCUCGAUGAUGCAGAACAUGAUCGAGGACCGCACCGAGUCGGCACUGUCCUACUACGAGUUCCUGCUCCACCUGCAACAGCAGAUCUCCAAAUGAUCCGUUCCUGUGUGUUUGUACAUGCGUGUGAGAAAGAACCGAAAUGUGUGAUGGUCACUUUCAACAAAGCUUUGAAAGUGAUCCAGAAAAAAAAAAACAUUUAUAUACAUAUAUAUACAUAAAAAUAUAUGUGUAUAUAUACUGUAUUUAUAUAAAAGAUGGAAAUUAUCAGUGUUUAUUCUCAUAGAACAAUGUCCAAAGUUGAGGUAUGGCUCAGAUGUGAGCUCGCUGAUGGCAAAAGCACAGACUCGAAAAUGUCACAUGUAUGCAAGCGUGUGCCUGGUCAAGACUAAGAGGUGUCUGACUGUUAUCUGAAGUAUUUUUCAACAGCCGUCACAUUGUCAUUUUUGGGAAGUUUUCCAUCUUUCUACUUGUCGUGCCGAACAAAUCUUGGGGGGGGGGAAAAAGGCGACGUGUCAGGCACCGACUUGAAUGUUGCGUCGCAAUGUCGUCCUUCUCAUCCUUUUUUUUUUUUUUUUUUGCCCCUCACCUGUUUAAUUUAUGAGCCUCCCAAUGUGAUUAAAAUUCAAUGAUUGCCUUGAACAGGAACUCUGAUUUUACUACCAAGCCUCCCGUUGAAACAGACUAUAUAUAAAAUAUUUUAAUAUAAUAGGACAGGAAAUUUUUGGUUGUUUAUUAACAUGAGACAUAACAGAAAAAGCCAUUGUGAUCUUUUAAUCAUGCUUAUUGAUACUUGUAUAUUGAAAAUACCGCAUUAUAUCGAUGGUGGAAAGAUGCAAAUAAAAUUUUAGUAUGACCGUUUAGGUGCAAUGUCAAUAAAAAUAAAAUCUUUGGGACUUUUUAAAUGUGUGUUAUUUUUUGGGGUCGAGGGUAUAAAAAGCCUAAAGAUUGCGGACCAAAUAAGUCAAUAUCAUUGAAGUUUUAUUUGUAAGGGAUGUAUGAUAAAAACUUAUGUAUUUAGAGAUUUCGCAAUUUCAAUUUCUUUAAAAAAAAAUGUAUGAAAAUAAAGACUGACUAGCUAGAAAAAAUUGCACGUUUGAAUUGCCAUGUGAUUGUUAUUGCAAUCCUGUUUGCGGUUAAAAACACGUAGGGAAAACCUGAGCCACAUUGUGAAAAUAUGUACGUAUUAUAGGUUGAUUUACAUUCAUAAUUGUUGUAACUAAUGUAACGCAUUAUUUGACAUGCCGUGACGUCUUCACCACGCGACAUGAGUGACGAUAAAUACGGUUUAAAAAAAUAAAAUCAAGAAUACACACAAAGGUAUGAGUCACUAAACCACUC